GUCGUCGCCGAACCUUCCCGCAUUGCAUUGUUUAUGCUCUUCCCCGCCGACUUCGUCGUCCUCGUCCUCGUCCUCGUCCUCGUCCUCGUCUUCUUCUCCCUCCCUUGGUAGAGAGAGAUAUAUAGAGAGAAAGGUGGGCUCUAGGGUGCGGCCAUGGCGUCGUUGUCGUUGUCGCGACCGUUGAUGAGGGGGAUAAGGCCCCCCAGGGUGUUCCCGAGGGGGAGAUCGUCGCCGUACGCGGUGGCGCUCACGGCGCUCCUCAUGGUGUCGGUGCUCCUCCUCAUGCUCCUCGCCCUCGGCAUCUUCUCCCUCCCCAUUCGCAACCCCGUCGACUCCCCCGCUUCCCAUCGCCGCGACAGAUCCGUCGCCGAUACCACGACGGAUGGAUUGGGGGAGAGAGGGCCACAGUGGACAGAGGUGAUCUCGUGGGAGCCGAGGGCUUUCAUCUACCAUAAUUUCCUGUCUAAAGAAGAAUGUGAGUAUCUUAUUGAAUUGGCAACGCCUCACAUGGUGAAGUCAACAGUUGUUGAUAGUACUACCGGCAAGAGCAAAGACAGCAGGGUUCGCACAAGCUCAGGCAUGUUUCUUCUAAGAGGACGAGACAGGAUCAUCCGAGCCAUCGAGAAAAGGAUUGCGGACUACACAUUUAUUCCUGCCGAGCAUGGAGAGGGACUCCAAGUUUUACAUUAUGAAGUUGGGCAGAAAUAUGAACCUCAUUUUGACUACUUUCUUGAUGAAUUCAAUACUAAAAAUGGAGGCCAGCGGAUGGCAACUCUUCUCAUGUAUUUGUCAGAUGUUGAAGAAGGUGGUGAGACUAUUUUCCCUGAUGCCAAAGGCAAUAGCAGCUCCUUACCAUGGUAUGAUGAACUAUCAGAAUGUGGCAAGAGAGGCGUUGCGGUGAAACCGAAGAUGGGUGAUGCGUUACUUUUCUGGAGCAUGAAGCCAGAUGCCUCUCUAGAUCCGUUAAGUUUGCAUGGUGGAUGCCCUGUGAUUAAAGGAAAUAAGUGGUCGUCUACAAAGUGGAUGCAUGUCCACGAGUAUAAAGUCUAAAUUACCAAGCUAGAGAUUUAUCAGCAGAUUAUACAGGUUGCGGUACAGCAAGAUGCUUCCCUUCCGCUUCACAGCUUAACAUCUUAUUCUUCGUCAUUCUCAUUAUUGAGGGGUAAUAGUAGUUAAUUGCAUCAGGGAUUUUGCAGAUGGUGUUGAGAAUUGAUCGUUAACAUUUUUGAAUGCAUUUUAUAGUAACUAACUGAAAACUUUGUAUUGUCCUGGUGUUUAUAAGCCUAGUUUUAAGAUAAGAGUUUAAUAUUUUUCUCUUUUCUUUUAA
Messenger RNA from Ananas comosus (pineapple), 1327 nucleotides. Its product is annotated as probable prolyl 4-hydroxylase 3. The transcript has 8 exons. Gene Ontology annotation, molecular function: iron ion binding; procollagen-proline 4-dioxygenase activity; L-ascorbic acid binding. The coding region runs from base 154 to 1050 and encodes 298 amino acids. Lineage: Eukaryota; Viridiplantae; Streptophyta; Magnoliopsida; Poales; Bromeliaceae. Gene Ontology annotation, biological process: peptidyl-proline hydroxylation to 4-hydroxy-L-proline. The record is from RefSeq and is a predicted model, not a curated record. Gene Ontology annotation, cellular component: endoplasmic reticulum.